UGACCCUGAUGCGAGAGUGCCACUCCUGUGACGUCAACAGACCAAGACGGAAGAAGAAGAAAUAACAAGAAACCCCAGAGAGGUUGAAGGGCUGCUGCUUCUGCUGGUGCGUAAGUGGUUGCAGUCCAACCCAUUUUCUGCCACCAUGGAUUUGCUCUUUGGGCGCCGGAAGACUCCGGAAGAGAUGCUGCGGCAAAAUCAGCGGGCCCUGAACCGCGCCAUGCGAGAACUGGAUCGUGAGCGACAGAAGUUGGAAACCCAGGAGAAAAAGAUCAUUGCUGACAUCAAAAAGAUGGCUAAGCAGGGGCAGAUGGAUGCAGUCAAGAUCAUGGCCAAAGAUCUGGUGCGGACGAGGCGUUACGUCAAGAAGUUCAUCAUGAUGAGGGCCAACAUCCAGGCAGUCUCCCUCAAAAUACAGACCCUCAAGUCAAACAAUUCCAUGGCUCAGGCAAUGAAGGGUGUCACUAAAGCCAUGGCCACCAUGAACCGACAGCUGAAGCUACCCCAGAUCCAGAAGAUCAUGAUGGAGUUCGAGAAGCAGUCAGAGAUCAUGGAGAUGAAGGAGGAGAUGAUGAACGAUGCCAUUGAUGAUGCCAUGGGGGAUGAGGAGGAUGAGGAGGAAAGUGAUGCUGUAGUCUCCCAGGUGCUGGAUGAACUGGGUCUGACAUUGACAGAUGAACUGUCUAACCUGCCUUCAACUGGUGGUUCUUUGAGUGUGGCUGGUGGCAAGAAAGCCGAGGCUUCGGCAGCUCUCGCUGAUGCAGACGCUGACCUGGAGGAGCGGUUAAAGAACCUGCGGCGGGACUAGCGGGCAUGGAGCUGGGCUCCCUGUUCUCCCCCUUCCCAAAGCUGUGGUGUAGCUCUUAAACACCCCCUCCCCCAUCUCACACCUGCCUCUGUGGCAGAGAAUAGAGCCCCACUGACUUCUAGGGAUGACCGCGACCAUCAUAGAGGGAGGCAGUGGUGCCAGCACCUGGUAGUGCUUUUACUUUCCUCCUCCUCCUGUUUUGAAAAGGACUUCUUAAUGCCACCCAGCAGGGUUGUGGUCCCCAAAGGGUUUUUCUUUCAUUUGGUUUGUUAAAUGUCUCCAUUCCACAAGCCUGGGUGGUUUGGAGACUCUAAUAUGCUCUCUUCUGAACAGAGGGUGUGGGUGAUGGAACCCGUUAUAAUCCCCUGUCCAGUUCUUGAUGUUCUUUUGGGUGGUGAAGGGGAGCACCUUGGCGGAUACCUACAGGCAGCACCUUGGCUGGUACCUCCUGCCUCUGCGAAGGCAGCAAGAGGUUUCCCAGCAUUUUUUCUGGCUGAAAGCUUUAUGUACACCCCUGGGAGACAGAUGGGCCUCGCCAUUGUACCCUCUCGUCUCUCUUGUAAUAAAGGUAGUAGGUUUGUACUGAAAGAA
Molecule: messenger RNA, 1399 nt
Organism: Eublepharis macularius
Lineage: Eukaryota; Metazoa; Chordata; Lepidosauria; Squamata; Eublepharidae
Gene: CHMP2A
Product: charged multivesicular body protein 2A
Exons: 6
Coding region: 146-808 (220 amino acids)
Biological process (GO): late endosome to vacuole transport; endosome transport via multivesicular body sorting pathway; protein transport
Cellular component (GO): ESCRT III complex; multivesicular body
Source: RefSeq, a predicted model, not a curated record